AUGAGUGAAGAAACCGCUCAAACCUACCCCGUGGUAGCUGAUAAUGCUAUCAACAGACACAAAGAAAGAGGCAAUUAUGAUGUCGAAACUGUCCACUCCAUCUUUAAUUCGACACCCGUUGCACACGUCUCAUUUAUUCCCGACCCCACCAAUCCUGCGCCUGUAGUUCUACCCAUGAUUGCACGCGUCGGUCAAUUUCCCGGUGACGAAAACCCCGCUUGCUACGUCCAUGGUUACGUAUCUACGAGACUUUUCAAAGUUGGUCAAAAGACUGGUCAAUCUGAUGGAAUCCCCAUGUGUAUUGCCGCGACCAAAGUCGUAAAUCUUGUUCUCGCUCUUACACCUUUCAAUCACAGCUACGAUUAUCGCUCUGCUAUUAUUCAUGGUCGAGCUACUCUUCUCGAUCCGAAUGAAAAUACUGAGGAGAAUAUUUGGGCAAUGAAGCUUAUUACGGAUGGUAUCGUACCAGAACGAUGGGAUAACUCUCGUGUUCCACCUGACAAGAGUGAAAUUACAUCUACACGAAUCUUGAAGGUUCACAUCGAGAGUGCAAGUGCUAAGAUUCGGGAUUCUGGUGUUAAGGAUGAUAAGAAAGAUUUGAACAAUCCAGAAGUCCGAGGCAAAAUCUGGACCGGUGUCAUCCCGUACGUGGAGACCCUUGGAACACCAAUACCAAAUGAGACGAACAUGGUCACGACUGUUCCUGCAUACAUUACAGAACAUAUCAAGGAACACAACAAGAAUGCCGGAGGUGGAGAAGCAGGAAAUAGUUUCGUCUCUAGGGUGGUAGGAUCUAUGUUUGGAGCUUGA
This is a messenger RNA of Sclerotinia sclerotiorum 1980 UF-70, 810 nucleotides long. RefSeq lists its product as hypothetical. The coding region runs from base 1 to 810 and encodes 269 amino acids. The record is from RefSeq and is a predicted model, not a curated record. NCBI's taxonomy places the organism in Eukaryota, Fungi, Ascomycota, Leotiomycetes, Helotiales, Sclerotiniaceae. The transcript has 2 exons.